Molecule: messenger RNA, 582 nt
Organism: Laetiporus sulphureus 93-53
Lineage: Eukaryota; Fungi; Basidiomycota; Agaricomycetes; Polyporales; Laetiporaceae
Exons: 4
Coding region: 210-449 (79 amino acids)
Source: RefSeq, a predicted model, not a curated record
CGUUGAACAAAGGGGUAGAAUUGCCACUCGCCGAAACUUCGACGGGUGGCGGCGACGACAACGAGCUGCUUGGCGGCGGUCUGGAUGCUGAAUGUCUUGCGAGUUUCUGUGUAAAAUAUCUGGCUCUGAGCAUCACGGAAGUGGCAUACCACGUCUCCAAAUGAUAUCCGUUCCAGACACGGUGGGACAAGCAGGGUGAGUACAAAGGCAUGAAGCGGAGAUCUCAAUCGAUAGGUUUUGGCGUCGGUAGCAUGGCGCGUUACACAGUCGACAUCUCAGCGGUGGUCUUCGCAGCAGACCUGUUGUGGCAGCCGUGCCGCGGAUCCAGGCAGGGCCCGCGGUGGUGGCAAGCUCGUGUUGUCCACUCGUUGAUCACACCAUCGAGAUGUCGCCCCAGAACUACAGGCAACACGGACAGCUGUUACGAAAGGUCCGAGCGGCACAUUUGAGGUCCAGCUGCUGGGCCGCCCGCAAGAUCAGACUCCCGGUGGCAAAAUAUCAGCCUUUUCCUUGUUGGGAGUUCCAAGCACCGUGUCCUGCGCGACGCGUUCCAGCCACAGGCAAUUGUAUUUGCUUCCGGAU